AAAAUCCGAUCAUUUUGGUAGAAAAAAUUUGAUACUAAAACACACUAUUUGAAAUCACUCAAGUCAAAAGAGGGUGUUCUUGCAUUAUUACAUUACAACAAUCAACGCCGAAUCAAGACCAAUUUUUUUCCUAAGCCCUCCAUCUGCAGUCGGCAGCCGGCAGCGGCGGCGAACCAACUACCACCGAUCUCACUUCUCUUCUCUUUACUCUCAAAUCCCAAAUCCCAAUCCAAGCCAAACCAAAUAAACCCAACUGAAAACUGUUACUCCCUCAACUGGGGUCGAUCAAUUUGAUCUACUUUCAAAACCCUCGAGCAUAGAUUCUGGGAAAGCCCCUCAUCCGCCGGAAAAAAACAUGAACAAUGGCGAAGGUAGUCGAUUGAAUGGGGAAGCCGAUGAAGAAGACGAUGACGACGACGGCAAUGGCGGACUCGCUGCGUGGGAGAGGACUUAUGCGGAUGAUAGGUCGUGGGAAGCCCUGCAAGAGGACGAGUCUGGCCUCCUCCGCCCCAUCGAUAAUAAGGCCAUUUACCAUGCCCAGUAUCGAAGGCGUCUCCGCUCCCUCUCUUCCAUUGCUACCACUGCUCGAAUUCAGAAGGGUCUUAUCCGCUAUCUCUAUAUCGUCAUUGACUUCUCCAGGGCAGCAGCAGAAAUGGAUUUUCGACCAAGUCGAAUGGCAGUGGUGGCGAAACAUGUAGAGGCAUUUGUGAGGGAAUUCUUUGACCAGAAUCCACUCAGUCAGAUUGGUUUGGUGACAAUAAAAGAUGGAGUUGCUCAUUGCCUCACGGAUCUUGGUGGCAGUCCUGAGUCCCAUGUUAAAGCUUUAAUGGGCAAAUUGGAAUGCUCUGGUGAAGCAUCCCUGCAGAAUGGUCUGGAUCUUGUUUGCGGCUAUCUGAAUCAAAUUCCAUCAUAUGGUCACAGAGAAGUCUUAAUCUUAUAUUCUGCUCUUAAUUCCUGUGAUCCUGGGGAUAUAAUGGAGACUAUUCAGAAAUGCAAAACAUCUAAAAUAAGGUGUUCAGUAAUUGGUCUUACUGCGGAAAUUUUUAUAUGCAGACAUCUCUGCCAGGAAACUGGUGGUUCAUACUCUAUCGCACUGGAUGAGUCCCACUUCAAAGAGUUGCUAUUGGAGCAUGCUCCGCCACCCCCAGCAAUAGCAGACUCUGCAAUGCCUAAUUUGAUCAAGAUGGGCUUUCCACAAAGAGCUGCAGAGAGUUCCAUUGCAAUUUGUUCCUGUCACAAGGAAGCUAAAGUUGGAGGGGGCUACACUUGUCCUCGAUGCAAAGCACGAGUUUGUGAGCUGCCGACUGAGUGUCGAAUUUGUGGAUUGACACUGAUCUCCUCGCCCCAUUUGGCUCGGUCAUAUCAUCAUCUCUUUCCAAUUAUACCAUUUGAUGAGGUCUCUGACAAAGUACUUAACGAUCCACGACAUCGACUACCAAAAGUUUGCUUUGGCUGCCAAGAAAGCCUGAUGAACUCUGGCACAGGUAACAGCCAAGGCAUUCGUGUUUCUUGCCCAAAGUGCAAACAACACUUCUGUCUUGAUUGUGAUAUUUAUAUUCACGAGAGCUUGCACAAUUGCCCUGGCUGUGAAAGUUUCAGGCGUCCCAAAUCAGCGGCUUCCAAUGAAUAAACGUCCAGUUGGAUACAACCGCAUGACCUUCCAAAAUCCAAACACAAUAUUCAUUGAUCAUGAUGAUGAUCUGUUCAUUUGGGUAAAAAUGCAGUUAUGAGCUGCUUCGUACCAGCUGUGUUUAGUUUUAUGCAUGACUUGCAAUGAUGAUGAUCACAUUGGUUAUGUUGAGGUUGUCUUUCGAGUUUCGACAGCUCCUCAGACCGACUUCAUAGAGAUGCAAAGCCCGUGCAUGCGACUUUUUCACUUGAUGCCAUUGUUGGGAUUGGCUUAACAUUCAUUGAGACAGAAGGAAAAAGCUCCACCCUCCCCAAGCUGCUGGGUGACAAAUUUCCAAUAGUAAGCUUUACUUAGACUGUACCCAAAGUUGUCUACUAUUUCAUGCAGUUUUGUAGGAACUUGGUAUCAAUUAUCUUGUUUUCAUAUUCUUUUAGUUAAGUUAUUAAAAGAGCCCAUGCCAAAACUUCCUACCACAGUGUGCGGUCGAUUGAGUCGAA
This is a messenger RNA of Momordica charantia (bitter melon), 2127 nucleotides long. RefSeq names its product general transcription factor II H2 (gene GTF2H2). Gene Ontology annotation, cellular component: transcription factor TFIIH holo complex; transcription factor TFIIH core complex. Gene Ontology annotation, molecular function: zinc ion binding. Gene Ontology annotation, biological process: DNA-templated transcription; regulation of transcription by RNA polymerase II; nucleotide-excision repair. NCBI's taxonomy places the organism in Eukaryota, Viridiplantae, Streptophyta, Magnoliopsida, Cucurbitales, Cucurbitaceae. The record is from RefSeq and is a predicted model, not a curated record.